UUAACUACUUAAGCGUCCCAAAUAUAAAAAUAUAAAAAUAAUAAAAUCCUCUCUCUCCACAUUCUAGACGGAGACUGAACCCAAAGGAGAAAUUAAUUCUCAAGAUUAAUCUUCCUCUCGAAACCCAAAGUGCAGAGUACGUGAAAUCGAAAUGUUGUGAUGUUAGGAGUAAAGCUGAAGCUGCACGAUGAUGAAGAUGAUGAUGGAGAUGGAGAUGGAGAUGAAGAUGCUGAUGACAAAGCUUUCUUCUUCUCCUGCUUCCGGUACAUGGAUGCUUUCUCUUCCUCUUCAAUUAUUGUCUUCAUCACAUAGUAGCAGCUUCCAUUCCAAAUCCCUGAAUUUUAAUACGAUUGAUGAAGCCCUCUCUUCCUUUAAUCGAAUGCUUCAUAUGCAACCUCCACCCUCAGUUGUUGAUUUCGCCAAAAUUUUAACCUCCAUCGCUAACAUGAAACACUACUCCACUGUGCUUUCUCUUUCUAAGCAAAUGGAUUCUCUUGGAAUUCCCUCCGAUGUUUACACUCUCGCCAUCGUCAUUAACUCUUUCUGCCAUUUGAAUCGGGUGGAUUUCGGUUUCUCCGUCUUGGCGAAAAUCUUCAAACUUGGGCAUCAACCGGACACCGCUACCUUCACCACUCUGAUUAGGGGCCUCUGUGUUGAGGGUAAAAUUGGUGAAGCCCUCCACCUGUUUGAUAAAAUGGUUGGGGAAGGUUUUCAACCCAAUGGGGUUACUUAUGGAACUCUGAUACAUGGGUUAUGUAAAGUGGGCAACUCUAGAGCCGCUAUCAGGUUACUUAGGAGCAUGGUACAAAAAAAUUGUGAGCCUAAUGUGAUUACUUAUAACACCAUCAUUGAUUGCCUUUUUAAGGAUAGACAAGUAAAUGAGGCUUUGAACAUUUUCUCUGAGAUGAUCGCUAAAGGCAUUUCACCUAAUGUUUCAACUUAUAACUCAAUAAUUCAUGGCCUAUGCAAGUUCUCUGAGUGGAAGCAUGUUGCAACACUGAUGAAUGAAAUGGUAGAUAGCAAGAUAAUGCCAAAUGUAGUUAUCUUUACCACAUUGGUGGAUGCACUCUGUAAAGAAGGAAUGGUCACCAUAGCACAUGAUGUAGUUGAUGUGAUGAUUCAAAGAGGUGUGGAGCCUGAUGUAGUCACCUACACUGCAUUGAUGGAUGGACACUGUUUGCGAUCUGAGAUGGAUGAGGCGGAUAAAGUAUUUGAUACGAUGGUUCGUAAGGGCUGUGCACCUAAUGUUAUCAGCUAUAGUACCUUGAUCAACGGUUAUUGCAAGAUUCAAAGGAUAGAUAAGGCCAUGUAUCUCUUUGAAGAAAUGUGUCAACGAGAAUUGGUUCCUAACAUCGUGACUUACAACACUCUUAUACAUGGUUUAUGCCAUGUUGGAAGACUCCGGGAUGCAAUAGCACUUUUUCAUGAGAUGGUAGCUAGUGGCCAAAUUCCAGAUCUCGUUACUUACCGCAUUUUAUUAGACUAUCUAUGCAAAACUCGUCAUCUAGAUCAAGCUAUGGCUAUGCUGAAAGCUAUUGAAGGUAGUAAUUUGGCUCCUGAUAUACAAAGUUAUAAUAUUGUCAUUGAUGGGAUGUGUAGAGUUGGUGAACUUGAAGCUGCAGGGGAUCUCUUUUCCAGUCUCUCCUCCAAAGGUUUGCAUCCUGAUGUUUGGACUUAUACUAUAAUGAUCAAUGGGCUUUGUCUACAAGGGUUAUUAGCUGAGGCAACUAAGUUAUUUAGGGAAAUGAAUACAGAUGGCUGCUCACCAGAUGAUUGCACUUACAAUUUGAUUACUCGAGGAUUUUUACGAAAUAAUGAGACAUUGAGUGCUAUUCAACUUCUUCAAGAAAUGCUUGGAAGGGGAUUUUCCGCUGAUGCAUCCACCAUCACAUUGAUAGUGGAAAUGUUAUCUGAUGAUGGAUUGGAUCAAUCUGUAAAACAAAUUCUACAUGAGUUUGUGCAGUAAAGAGUUAUGGAUAUUCAUCAACUCUAAAUGUGGAAUUCUUGGAGGGUCUCACUCUUCGUGGUAGUUGUUAAUGACUUUUGAUUGUAUCAACAAUUUUUUUGCAAGCAAAUGAGUUUAAUUUUUUAAAAAAUCAUGUUGUUGCAAGAGAUUGAUCUAGUUUAUUCCAAUUUAUGUUAUUUUUGUUUGUUUACUUGCCAUUGUUUUCCUUCCAUGUUAAUUUCAUUCAAUGGUCCUUAAACUGAUUGUCUUUUAGCAAUGGAAUAAGCAAUGAUCAUUGGUUACUA
Vitis vinifera (wine grape) is the source of this 2250-nucleotide messenger RNA. RefSeq names its product putative pentatricopeptide repeat-containing protein At1g12700, mitochondrial. The record is from RefSeq and is a predicted model, not a curated record. The transcript has a single exon. Gene Ontology annotation, molecular function: protein binding. Bases 188 to 1966 code for a protein of 592 amino acids. Lineage: Eukaryota; Viridiplantae; Streptophyta; Magnoliopsida; Vitales; Vitaceae.